CCUCCCCUUUCCGGGGCUAAGCGAAUCACGGACCGUCAUCAUCCCAAGGAAACAUCAUUUGAAAGUUUUCUCCUGUUCCAGAAAAUCCACCAUUGACCAUCCACUUGAUAGCGAUACCUCAGCUGGUCAUCCAUCGCACAAUUUUGUGCGUUUAAUGUACACUACGAAGUCAGUGUAUGGCCUCAUAGCGAGGCAGUCUCGAGUAUACGCUGGUCGUCCACGACACUCCUUCGGGUGCAAGAAGAAAUAUUUCACCAUGGAUUUCUCAACAAAUGCAGGGUCAGAAGAGAAGAAGUCGGUGCAUCAUGAUACACAUGCGCAGCCACCAGAUUUCAUAGUACGAGAACAUUGGAAGUACCAAAGCAUGAGAAAAGCCGAGCUGGAGAGCGAUCCAAACGUUUUCGAUCUCAGUAAUAGGGACUCGUUCUCCGAAGAACAGAAGCAGAUCUGGCAACCGGCUGGCGUGAUACCAGCUGCUCGUGUCCAGAGCGCAUGCGAGGCGUACGCCGGAGGCAAGCCACUGUAUACGCCAUGCAAAGACGUACCGUACUUCGAACAUCGCGAUUUUCCAGGUUUGCAGGUGAUUCCGGGUCUGUUACCACCCGAGACGCAGGUGCUGUUCACAUCGUGCUUAAUGCAUAGGGAUCUGGCCGAUCCCGAGCAUAAGAUUAAUCUUCAAGCCGAUUUCGACAUACCGUACCCGCCAAAGACUUCAUCAGACGGCCAACGGUUCGACACUUCAUUUUUCGCUCGCGACCGUGCGUCGGCAGAGCAUGAUUUAGUACCGAAAGAUUCAACCAAAAACAAACCGCUCAAGAAUGAGCAGUUCCUGUACUCCAGGUUACGCUGGCUCACUCUCGGCGAUCAGUACGAUUGGCCGACGCGAAGUUAUGCACAACAUGCAACUCCGUUUCCUGAGGAUCUUUCAACACUGGUCACUGGCCUGUUUCCUCACAUCAAGCCAGAGUCCGGAGUUGUGUUGAUGUACAGCGCAAAAGACUUUAUGCCCGUCCAUCGUGAUGUUAGUGAACAGUGUCAACGAGCUCUUGCCAGUUUCAGCGUCGGUUGCGAUGGCAUUUUUAUUAUGGCACGAGGGGAGGACAACGGCCAAGGCGAGAAUGAACCGAAGACGGUGGUUCUGCGAGUUCGAAGUGGUGAUUGUGUACACCUCGACGGAGAAGCUCGUUGGGCCUGGCAUGCCAUGGCACGUACGAUACCAAGCACCUGUCCACCUCAUUUGGCCGAUUGGCCUGUCGGCACUCCCGGCGCAACACCCCAGGAGCAAAGGAUUUUCAAGAAGUGGAAGGGUUACAUGAGCUCUAAACGAAUCAACGUGAGCUGUCGACAAGUCUGGGAUUGA
Periconia digitata is the source of this 1360-nucleotide messenger RNA. NCBI's taxonomy places the organism in Eukaryota, Fungi, Ascomycota, Dothideomycetes, Pleosporales, Periconiaceae. The record is from the annotation of a GenBank genome assembly.